Messenger RNA from Elgaria multicarinata webbii, 4464 nucleotides. It is a transcript of the gene GK5, whose product is annotated as glycerol kinase 5. Gene Ontology annotation, biological process: phosphorylation; glycerol metabolic process; triglyceride metabolic process. Gene Ontology annotation, molecular function: kinase activity. Lineage: Eukaryota; Metazoa; Chordata; Lepidosauria; Squamata; Anguidae. The coding region runs from base 51 to 1694 and encodes 547 amino acids. The record is from RefSeq and is a predicted model, not a curated record. The transcript is spliced from 16 exons. Gene Ontology annotation, cellular component: mitochondrion.
UGCGCGCUGCAGAGCCGCCGCGAGUGCUUGGUGCUUGACGGGUGACGGCGAUGAAACUGAUCGGCGCUGAAGCUCUGGAGGGACAGGUUGCCGCCGCCGCCAUGGCCUCUACGGAGGGCCCGGGCAAAUAUGUCUUGGGGAUAGACGUGGGCAGCAGCGUGAUCCGGUGCCAUGUUUACAACAAGUCAGCCGUGCUCAAAGGAUUUAGUACUAAGCAGGUAGAAGUCCUUCAUCCUCAGGUAGGUUGGGUUGAACUGGACCCUGAAAAACUGUGGACACAAUUUGUUGGUGUGGUUAAAGAGGCUAUUCAAGCCGCGGGAAUUCAGAUGAAUCAAAUUUCUGCUCUUGGACUCUCAACACAGCGUUCAACUUUCAUUACAUGGAACAAGAAGACGGGCAAACCUUUCCAUAACUUCAUUAGUUGGCAAGAUGUGAGAGCUGGUGCACUUACCCAAUCCUGGAACAGAUCUCUCUUAAUGAAGGCAAUGCAUGGCAUUUGUUCAAUGUUGCACUUUUUCACUCGAAAUGGUCUAUUUUUGUUAGCAAGUUAUCAUAAUUUUACAACGCAGCAUAUCUCUUUAAGAUUGGCUUGGGUUUUACAACACAUAUCUGAGGUAGAACAAGCUACUAAAGAUGAUAAUUGCUGUUUUGGCACAGUUGACACAUGGCUACUAUAUAAACUCACCAAAGGUACAGUGUAUGCCACAGAUUAUUCGAAUGCCAGUGCCACCGGAUUUUUUGAUCCCUUUAAGCUGCAGUGGAGUGUGUUCCUUAGCAAGUUACUUUCCAUUCCAACAUCACUUUUCCCCCCAGUAGAGGACACAAGUCACAACUAUGGAUCAGUUGAUGCUGAAAUUUUUGGAGUGCCUAUUGCAAUAACAGCUUUGGUGGCAGACCAACAGGCAGCCAUGUUUGGACAGUGUUGUUUUGAUAUCGGUGAUCUUAAAGUCACCAUGGGGACUGGUUCAUUUUGGGAUAUUAACACUGGAAGCAAAGUCCAUGCAUCUAGAAAAGGUUUGUAUCCAUUGAUUGGUUGGAAGAUCGGGGAAGAGGUGACUUAUUUAGCUGAAGGCAAUGCUUCUGAUACUGGGAAUGCUAUAAAAUGGGCGCAGAGCUUAGAUCUUUUUGCCAGUGCUGAAGAAACAUCAAAAAUGGCCCACAGCCUAGUAAAUUCAGGCGGAGUUUGUUUUGUCCCUUCUUUUAGUGGGUUGCAGAUUCCAGUGAAUGACCCAUAUGCAUGUACUUCUUUUAUGGGGAUCACACCUUCUACCACUAAAAAACAUCUUGUUCGAGCUGUGUUGGAAUCUAUAGCUUUCAGAAACAAACAGCUCUAUGAUACCAUCACAAAAGAUGUAGGCAUUCCACCUAAAUUCAUUCGAGCUGAUGGAGGUGUCAGUAACAAUACUUUUGUGAUGCAAAUGACUUCUGAUUUAAUUAAUAAAACAAUAAAUAAGCCUGAAAGUACAGACAUGUCUUGUCUUGGAGCAGCUUUUCUAGCAGGCCUUGCUGUAGGAUUUUGGAAUGACAAAGAACAACUGAAAAAGCUGAGACAAACUGGCAUGGUUUUUAAACCACAGAAGGAUCCAAAUGAAUAUGAGCCUGCAAUGAGUAACUGGAUAAAAGCUGUUCAGCGUUCUCUUUCUUGGUACAGCCAGGCAUCACAGUCACAAGAUUGGUGCAAAACUCUAGAUUAGUAUCUAUGAAACAUUGGUUUUACAGGACAAUAUAACCUACAGCUCCAACUGCUUUAGAGCGACUGCAGUUGCUCUUCUGUAAGGUUACUCAAAAUAUACUAAUCGUCCCAUUGAAACCUCACCAUACAGUAGGCAAGAAAAUGAAUGCCAGUAUUAUGUAUGGUCCUAAGGGCUGAUUUCAUGUAGUAGCCAAAUUAGAUGAUGAUGGAAAAGUAUGAAUAUAUCAUCUCUUAUUUUGUUUUGUUUUUUUAAAUAUCAUUCAUGGGGAUGGGGGGACACCUGGGCCUGAUUCUGCUAUUUGUAUCUGUAUGAAAACAUGCAUUUGGUAUUUGGGAGUGGGAUUAAAGAGGCAGAAGUGUGUUCACACAUCUAAAUUGGUCUGAAAACAGGAGAUGCUUUAGGUAGCCGGCAGAGUGGAAAGUAGCAAAAAGUUUUGUCUGUCUUAAGAUUUCAUCUACCCUGUCAUGAUCUGCAAAAGACAAGCAGAAAUGUAAUCUAGUACAGAAUGGGACUUCUUGCCAACUUGAGCAUUGAUUCACCCAAAGAAACACUGAGAGUACUAACCCAAUAGGGAAUUGACCUCCCUUUACAACAAUGAUCUUCAUUUUUUAUCUGUUAGGCCUUGAAAAAUGUGAGUCCUGGCUACCUGUGGGAGAAAGUUUUAAUAUCCAGAUGUUAUUAAUAAUCAGUCAGGUGUUUUCAUUGUGAUCUUUCAGAUGCAUGGCCUUAAGUCAGAUGAUGGGAGUUGUAUAUAUAAUAUCUGGAGAGCCACAGAUUCCACAACUUGGUCUCGGAAGUGGGGAAAUAUUUAGGAAACACUAUGAUUGAUGCUUGUGAAGCAUCACUACUAAUGCAGAAUCUAUGGAAUUCAGAAUCCUAGCUCUUAUGUUUAAAGAGUUAUCGAUGGGGGGAACUAGUGGGUGUUUAGUUCUUAUAUUUAAGCAAUCACUGCAUAUGUUUCCAAAUCCAGAGUUAGAUUGUUUACUUUUUACCUUUUUUCUUUGACCCACAGUACAUUUUUUUCCUGACCGUGCACAUCUAUUACUCCUACUUUUUCAAACUUUACCCCAAUCACUGUCUCCCCCACCUAACCUAUUAAUCUAAUCUCUAUAUAAAAUGUGCAAGACACAGCAUAUGUGGAAUAGUUCACAUGUGUCUAAUGUUUCCUUUAGCAGCUGCACUUGCCAAAAGGUUUAGCAUUAUUUAUUUAUUUUAGGACUCAAGGUAUUUUUCUUUUAAGUUUAUAAGGCUCAAAGGGGAAACCCAGCCAAUUUCCAGGCACUGUUUUAAGUGCAGUAAUGGUACAGGUGUGUGGAAUCCACAUUUCUUUAUGGAAGUAGCACUUUUUGUUGCCUGGAAAUUGCGUUUUUCUAGCAUUUCAACAUUUUCUCUCCAGCUAGAAUAUUUUAUAACUGAAUCCUACACAGAGUAGUUGUCAGAGUGUCAUGGAUAUUGGUUCCCCUUCUCAAUGUUAUGUACUCUGUAGGACAAGGGUAAGCAACGUGGUGCCUGAGGGCACUAAUGUGCCCAUGGACUCCUUUCUUGGUGCUUGUUGAGAUGUCCUACCUCUCCCACCUUUUAUUUAUCUUUUAAAACAUAAUCAAGUUUGUUUUUGGCAUAUGGGAUUAUUUCAAAGCAAAUGAGGUGCUCUAGCUGCUCCCAAAUGUUGUCCCCAUAAAUGCUUCUGGCCCACUCCUGGGGCUCAGAGACAUUCUUUAUCUACAGCACCCCCAUUUUGUAGUGGUGCCCACAGCAGAUUUUCAAAAUGCCAAAGGUGCCCACAGGCCCCCCAAAAGGGUGCCUAAUUCUGCUCUAGGACCGUAUGAAGCUGCCUUAUACCAGGUUAAAUCAUUAAUCAGAAAUACUGUGGGAAUUCCACAGGAAAAGAUAAAAGAAAAAAUGUAGUUAGAAAGUGAUUUGAAUCAUUGUGUGUAGAGAAGCCCUCAGAAAAUCUCUGCUGUGUGCACUUUUGGACCACAGACAUUAUAUGCAACUGGAAUUAAGCAUGAAAAUCAGAUUAAUUGUGUUGCCCUAAUAGUAGUAUUUGGGGUUCUAGUCGGAAUAUUUUGGGCAGAAUUCUGGUUUAUCUUGCCAUAUGUCACCAUAGGUCAUUAAGUGCCUGGAGAAGGGUCCAAAUGGGGGAUUUUCCAUGACAAUCUGUACUAUAUUAUUUUCUCCAUGUCUAGAGCCAGGUCAUAAUUAGAGCAUCUAAUGAACUGCGUUUUAUAUUUGUAAUAGGUUUUAUUUUUGUAUUUUAUACUGUGGACUAUUGUACCUGGGUUGACUUGAAUUUGUUUACAUGUGAAACAGAAAGUGAGCAUGUGCAGAAGAACUAAACGUUUCAGCAAUUUUUUUUUCAUGUAAUAGGCCAGUACUAUGGCAAAAUGUUAACUUAGAAAAUGUUACUUAGGUUUUUCUCCAAGCUAGAAUCAGCUAACAGAUUACUAAUUCUGUACUAAAAUCAUUGCACAGGUCUGAAUGAGUGGAGAUGGUUAUUAGGUAUAACCAGUCUUCUGCACUUGAAACAUUUGUAACACUAUGUAAUAUGUCUUAAAAGUUAUGAACAACCUAAGAUCUAUAUCAGGCAUUACAUUUGUGAGACAUAUGUUUUAUAAACUGAAACUGAUUGUUCUCAGUGCUAAAUCAAGUAUGUUUUUAUUUUCUUUGUUAAAUGUGUACAUUGAUAUUCAAAUGUAAACAUCAAUUCCAAGCUUGAAAUUAGUGGAAACAUAUACAUAUAAUAUACUAACUCUCCAUAAAAUUAUUACAU